CGCGGUGAUGAUGGCGGUGCGUGAACGCGCAGUUAAAGUAAUGGCUGCUCUGGAUCGGCGGGUGCCUUGUCUCGACGACUUCGUGGGCCAAAGCUGGAGUGUUUGGGCCGAAAGAAUCAGCCUGACAGCGCCGGACGGGUCCGAUGGGGAAGACUGCAGCAAGAAUGGCAAGAAAACGACGGAAACCAUGACAUUAAGGAAGGAGGAUAUGUCCAUCUUCGGACACUAUCCCGGACACGAUGACUUCUACCUGGUGGUGUGCAGCCACUGCGGUCAGGUGGUGAAGCCGCAGGCCUUCGAGAAGCACUAUGAGAGGAGGCACGGGUCUGUGGGGAAGCUCUAUGCACACAUGCGCGCCACCCCACCUGCUGCCCAGCAACGGACACACCCCCGGCACGGACACGCCCCACCCGCCACGGGCCAUGGGACGGCCUCCUGGAGCGGCAGGAGUCAAGGCGCUGGUGGACCCCCGCGGCCCGCGCCCCAGUCGCCGUCCACGCCCCCUCAGUUCAGGCACAGCAAGACGACCAAGGACGCAGUUCGUCUCUCUCCUCUGGAAAAGACCUCCAACUCUGGUCACUCUGAGUCCUCAGUCUUCAAGCAGCCUCCACCUUUAGAGCCUCCUCGAAACUCUCCUCCUCCGAGCCUCAGAGACCCACCCUGGCCCCAUGGAGGCCCCUCGCCAAGUCGGACUGCGACCACCGAGAGGUCACCAAGCCAGAGAGCGGAGCCUAGCUCUGCGCCUGCCACACCUGGGCAUGCCCGAGGUACCAGGCCUCAUAAGGUGUCAAAAAAAGAAUGUGACCUGGACAAACACUGUGGUGUGUUGGAUCCAGAGAGGAAGAAAGUUUGUACUCGGCUGUUAACCUGCAAUAUUCACUCUGUUCACCAGCGGCGGAAGGUUGUAGGCAGAAGUAAGAACUUUGACCAGUUGGUGGCGGAGCUGAAGAUGGGUUCAAAAAGCCGCGAGCGCGUGGCUCAGACCCAUGAGGGUCCGGCCGCCCCGUCCCCCAGCCUGGAGGCUCCGAGAGAACCCACUAACUCGCCACACUGCAGGAGACCGCUGGCCAACUCCCCUGCCUUCAGGACGCGGACGUUAUCUGAGAGCGCCCCUGAGGAGGAGAAGGCUGUCCGGGAGGAGGGGGGUGCACGGCCUUCGUCUCCCCUCGUUCAGGGCCGGAUAUCCAGCGAUGAGAGUGAAGGAGAGGCUGCUGAGGAACCCCCUGACUGGCAUUCCACCCCCUGGCACCCCAAACCACUCGCGUACUGUACGUUUGGCAGUUGUGCUCUGGGUCACGGUGUCUUCACGUUUGACCGGCGAUUGCACCAUCUGCGGUCUGCUGUAAGCGCCAUGGUAGAGAGCCACCUCAGCGCCCACCUGUGGAAGAAAAUACCUCAAGCAUCAGAUCCUCAGUCCCAGAGUCCUUCGGCCAAGCCUUCAGCUGUUCCUGCCUCCCCUUCCUCCGCUUCCCAUCAUUCCAAACCAAAGGCAGGAAAUCACAACUCCGCCUCGAUCAAGACUUCCCCGUACUCCUCCCAGGGACCAGGCAAGGAAGCCCACCCACAGAGUUCCUCCACCAGCAGGACCUACAGUCAGUCUGAGAAGUCUGGGGGCAGCAGCCAAUCGGCAGCAGCUCACUCUAAGCCCGCUCGGACAGCCAGCCAGCCAGGGGGUCCGGGGCGGCCCAAGAACCCCGUGGGCCGACCCAGCAAGCAGCAGGUGCGCCUCAGGGAAGUGGAGCGGGUCACGCCAGCAGCCGCUCUGCGAAAGCGCAAGGCCUCUGUGAGCGAGGCCGAUGCUGUCAGCCCAGACAGGAACUGUUUGAGCCCGGACCGGGACAGGGACCGGGUCCGGCCACCUGUGUCCAGCAAAAUGUCUCCAGCUCCGAAUCCAACUCCAGCACCGGACAGACCAACACCUCCAUCUCACGGACAGACCAACGGCUCGCUCUCCCCAGGGCACAAGCCGCCAAGGCCGCAGCUGGGCCCCUCUUCGGCCGAAACACCCCACGGCCCCUCGGCGUGGCCGUUUAAGCGGACUCACACCUCACCCCCAGACCCGCACGGGCGAGGGGGAAACUCAGGACACCACAGCAGGGUUCCCGGCUACGAGCACAGAGGACUGGGGAAGAAGCGCAAAAGCAACGACUCGUCACCUCCCUCCAAAGCCCACCGGCUGCCCACCUCCCCUCACUCUGGCUUCUAUCCCUGGAAAGAGAGCAAAGGGGCGGCGCUGCCUGUAGGAGGGGAGAAGAAGCUCAGUGCACCGAAGCCAAAACUGCAUCGUUGAGCAGGCCAGCCUUCCAAGCCACUAACUGGGGGAGCCCUGCGAAACAGUAUGGACUGUGGAUGCGAGACUCCAGACGUGUGUGUGUGUGAAUGUGUGAGGUUGUGUGAGAGAGACACUCGUGAGUCAGGAUAUGUCAGAUCUGUGUGGAUGAG
Molecule: messenger RNA, 2442 nt
Organism: Colossoma macropomum (tambaqui)
Lineage: Eukaryota; Metazoa; Chordata; Actinopteri; Characiformes; Serrasalmidae
Gene: atxn7l2a
Product: ataxin 7-like 2a
Exons: 10
Coding region: 8-2290 (760 amino acids)
Source: RefSeq, a predicted model, not a curated record